AUCAGUUUUCUUUUUCCUUAUCUGUUUGUACAGGCAGAAAGGAGGAGGAGACUUGGGUUGCCACCAGAAGAUCCUUCAACUGCAAAACCUGCUGCACCUGUUGUGGAAGAGAAAAAGAGCUCAUUGCCCAUAAGGCCUGCUACAAAAGCAGAGCAAAUGAGAGAAUGUUUGCGAUCUCUCAAGCAGAACCACAAGGAGGACGAUGCCAAAGUGAAGAGAGCAUUCCAGACUCUUUUAACUUUUGUAGGGAAUGUUGCCAGAAAUCCCGAUGAGGAGAAAUAUAGAAAAAUAAGACUCACUAACCAAUCUUUCCAGGAUAGAGUUGGUUCAUUCAAAGGAGGUAUUGAGUUUCUUGAGUUGUGCGAGUUUGAGAGGGUAGAAGGGAGCGAGUUCUUGUUUCUUCCUAGGGACAAGGUUGACAUGGCAGUGCUGAAUUCAGCUGGGUCUGAGCUAGACUCUGCAAUAAAGAAUCCCUUUUUCGGUGUUCUUUAAGUUCAAAGAUGUUUUCAUUAUAUAUACAGUUUUUCUUUUUCGGAUUUGGUGAGGUGAAAUUGAUGCGUUCGGGUUGUUUAUUACAUUACGACACCGUUUUGGCCAUUAUUAAUAUAUGGUUAUGAAUUAAGGGAUCUUUACUGCGAA
Molecule: messenger RNA, 639 nt
Organism: Prunus dulcis (almond)
Lineage: Eukaryota; Viridiplantae; Streptophyta; Magnoliopsida; Rosales; Rosaceae
Product: peptide-N(4)-(N-acetyl-beta-glucosaminyl)asparagine amidase-like
Exons: 4
Source: RefSeq, a predicted model, not a curated record